GUAGAAAACAUGCGAUUUUUAUUCAGUGAUGAAAAUCUGCACACAAUUUGAAGUUUGCUUUCAAUCGCCGUUUGAUUGCAAUUAUUAACGAUAAUUGUCUUCAUUUACCACUCAUUCAGUCUCUUAGUUAUAGUCGUAAUACUUGUCCAUCAUUUGAGUCCUGUCUUGCCAUUGAAUCCAAAGCCGAAGACAUUACUGUCGAAGACAUCGCAAUCGGUGUUUGAUUUGCAAAAGUAUUGUCCGAAAGGUUUGUCUACUAUUUAGUGGACAUUCAUUGCAAUCAAUGGACGAUUGGGCCGACGAUUGGCAGCCGUCGACGACGACGACCACCGCUCGCACUGACUCUGCGACCAAUGAUUGGGACACCGGAUGGCCCGACAGCUCAGCCAAUAGUGCCGUCAAAGAGACUUCAGAUGAAAGUGAUUUGAGACCAAAAGCGUUUGGUCGCGGAGUCGGAAGAGCUCAGAGAGCGGCCACUUGGAGGCAACAGAAUGGCGGCACACAAUGGGCCGAUCAGUCGAGCCAUAGCCGCGAAGAGCAAUCAGUUGCAAACAACAGGUCUUAUAGCGAUUCCGGCCAUAAUUCGUCCAAAAGGACGGUUCAGAUCGAGUCGUCGUUUGUGGGGAAAGUGAUCGGAAAGGGAGGACAGACUAUAAGAGACUUGCAAACCAAGAGCGGCGCUCGGAUUCAUAUCAAUCGCGAAUCCAGUGGUUAUGACACAGACAUUGAAUUGAGCGGAAGUACUGAGCAAAUGGAUUGCGCAGAAAAGUUGAUCAAAGACUUGACUCAAAGCUCUGAUUAUUCUUCUUCUCGAAGAAGUUUUAAUAACUAUUCCAAUGAUGAGCCCAAGAAGGAGAGCGCCGACUCCGAAAUGAUUGAUUGGGGCGCCGCUAUAGCCGAGAGCGAAGCGGCCACUAAACAGAAAUGGGAAGCACUUCCGCCGAUCAGCAAACAGUUCUACUUCGAGAACUCCGACGUCAGAGCAAUGAGUGCCGAAUUUGUGGACAAAUUUAGGGCCGAAAGUAAUAACAUAAUUGUCAGUCAUUUCAAUGAAGGCGACACUCGAGUCAUACCAAAUCCUGUCCAGCAUUUUAAUCAAGCCUUUGAACACUUCCCCGAAAUUUUGGGUGAAAUCAAACGGCAAGGCUUUGAGAAGCCGUCGCCGAUUCAGUGCCAGUCGUGGCCAAUAUUGUUGAGUGGAUUUGAUUUGAUUGGUAUCGCACAGACGGGUACUGGCAAAACAUUGGCCUAUAUUUUGCCGGCAAUGAUACACAUCGAUAGUCAGCCGAUGAAGCGAGAGGAGCGUCCGGGCCCUACAGCCCUUAUUAUGGCUCCGACCAGAGAAUUGGCGCAACAAAUCGAAAAGGAGAAGCGAGAGGAGCGUCCGGGCCCUACAGCCCUUAUUAUGGCUCCGACCAGAGAAUUGGCGCAACAAAUCGAAAAGGAGUGUCAAAAAUAUCGGUACAGAGAUAUUAAAUGUGUUUGUAUUUACGGCGGCGGAGACCGAGCGACUCAAAUCAAUAGUGUGGGCAAAGGGGUUGAGAUUGUGAUCGCAACUCCCGGACGCCUCAACGAUCUCUGUAUGAAUAAACACAUAGACCUCUCAUCCGUCAGUUAUUUGGUUUUAGACGAAGCCGACCGUAUGCUUGAUAUGGGUUUUGAGCCGCAAAUCAAGAAAAUACUGCUUGACGUGAGGCCUAACCGCCACACUGUAAUGAUGUCCGCCACUUGGCCUCAAACUGUUCGUCGACUGGCCGUCACUUAUAUGGAAAACCCGAUGCAGGUCUACGUCGGGACAUUGAAUUUGGCGGCCGUUCACAGCGUCUCUCAACAGAUCAUUAUCACAACGGCUGAAGAGAAACGCGAUAUUAUGUAUGACUUCAUCGAUAAGAUGAGAAAACAUAAUAGCGAUGAGCGAAACGAACAAAAGCAAAAAGUGAUCAUAUUUUGCGGCAAAAAAGCACUAACUGACGAUUUGGCCUCUGAUUGUGUGCUCAAAGGGAUUGAUUGCCAGUCAAUACACGGCGAUAGAGAUCAACACGACAGAGAACAGGCGUUGGAAGACAUCAAGAGUGGAGCCGUCGAUAUAUUGUUCGCCACAGACGUGGCCUCUCGAGGACUCGACAUCGAAGACAUUACUCAUAUCUUUAACUUUGAUUUUCCGCGUAAUGUCGAGGAAUACGUUCAUAGAGUGGGCAGAACUGGAAGAGCCGGGAGAACGGGUGCGUCCAUAACUUUGGUCACUCGGCAGGACUGGAAACACACGCCCGAACUGAUUGCCAUUCUGGAAGAGGCCACUCAGGAGGUGCCCAAUGACUUGGCAGAGAUGGCCCGACGAUACUCCGCUUGGAAGGAAAAACAUGACGCCGAAGAGGCCGCGUGUGGCGGUUGA
Molecule: messenger RNA, 2392 nt
Organism: Medioppia subpectinata
Lineage: Eukaryota; Metazoa; Arthropoda; Arachnida; Sarcoptiformes; Oppiidae
Source: the annotation of a GenBank genome assembly